Coccidioides immitis RS is the source of this 1792-nucleotide messenger RNA. Its product is annotated as mannosylphosphate transferase. The coding region runs from base 189 to 1052 and encodes 287 amino acids. The record is from RefSeq and is a predicted model, not a curated record. NCBI's taxonomy places the organism in Eukaryota, Fungi, Ascomycota, Eurotiomycetes, Onygenales, Onygenaceae. The transcript is spliced from 3 exons.
CGGAUUCCUCAAGGUCGUAUUUCAAUAGUUAUCUUUUACUCCGUAGAUGCUUCUCAAUCUCGCAACUCAACCGUCCCGCUCGCACUCACUGUUAUAUCUGUUUGCUCUGCUGCUUGUCGUGAAACCGCGCCGUGCUCCCAUGUGCUGGAUGAAGGGUCGAUCACGGAGAGCUGAAUUGAAAGGGCGAUAUGAAAUAUAAGUGGGCGCUGCUUGUUACCGCUAUCGCGUGGCAGACGGCCGUUGCACUUCCGCAAGUCCUCCUGGAGCUACGCAACAUAUUGGAUCCAGAAGCAAACAAGUAUUUCCACGAGCCGGGUCGAGACGAUAUCCUGGGCCAUUAUGAUCUCAGAUAUUUUAAGGGCGUGGUCAGCUAUGAGGAGCGCACAAACACCUUGACCCACAUGAUCGGUGCGUAUUUGCAGUUUUUCAGGGAAAAAGAGCUGGAUACUUGGAUCGCACACGGAACACUGCUUGGCUGGUGGUGGAAUGGGAAGAUCCUACCAUGGGACUGGGAUGUAGACACGCAAGUCACCGGCGCGACACUGGCAUACAUGGGGAAUCAUCUGAACCAAACAAUAUAUACUUAUCGCCUGGACAAGAACACGCAGCGAAAGUAUCUUCUAGACGUCAAUCCAUGGUCGAGAGAGAGGGAGCACGGAGACGGUCAAAACAUAAUCGAUGCGCGGUGGAUCGACAUUCGAAACGGUCUCUAUAUCGAUAUCACUGGUCUCAGUGAACUAGACCCAGUCGGGGAGCGUGGAGUACUCUCCUGCAAGAACUUCCAUAAAUAUAAGAUCACAGACCUCUACCCAAUGCGAGAAAGCACCUUUGAGGGUGUCCCCGUCAAGAUCCCAUACGAGUAUGAUGAGAUUUUGAUUAAGGAAUACGGACACAAGGCUCUGAUCUUGACGGAAUAUGAGAACCACAAGUGGGUCCCUGAUUUAAAGGAAUGGGUUUCUGACAAAGAAACGAUGAAGAAAAUCGAGCGCGAAAAACGUACUCGAGGCCGAGCCAGGUGGAUGCUCCAAGAAUCAUGGACACCUAUGGGUUAACGGUCGCAACCCAGUUGACUACUUUUCCGAUUCACGAACGGGUAUAUAUCAAAUUGCCAGGGCUAUUUUCCCCUGCCCCGGAAGUAUCCCUUAGUCCAUCCAAACUCGUGACGAGGGAUCAGGAAUUGAUCAGUAAAAUGCACGCGAUGGCCCGUUAUUUGAGGCCCAUCAGUCGGGCUUAAACUGCAGGAAUGCAUGGUCUCUGGCCUAAUUCUGUGUGGGUUGCUCUAUUGAACUAAGGGUAAGUCAAUCAGUGGUGCAACAAACCCCCCCUUAUGUUGUUAUUUUUAUUAUUUUUUUUUAUUUAUUGUGUCCUUUUUUCCUUCUCCCUUCUUUUUCUUUAUCUUGACAACUUGGCCAUAUAUAUUCGGGGCUUCUGCAUCCUGGAUUCCUGGUAUUAUGGGAGCACUGGAGCUGUACCGGUGUCCAUCAGGUUCAGGAACAAUUCUCAUUUUCAGGGACAUAUUCUUGAACGUUUCCUGUCAACAGUUACCUCUUUGAGGUGUGAUGGAGACGAGAACACACUCAAUCAGCUAGAGCUGGGCGCACAUGGGCUUUUUAGCGUAGAGAACUGUCACGUGGUGGCUGCUUGUCGGGAGCAUCCAUGACAUAUGAACAUUUUCUCAAGCGAAUAUGGGUCUCUUUUCUCUCUGGAAGGGACAGUAUGCUUGUAGAAGGCAGAAAUCUCUCUCAAUCUAGAUACUAGGCUCUGUGAAUGUAUAUACAAGUUUUUGGCAGUA